UUCUAUGUAUGUACACAUCAACCAAUACAAUAUCAUUUUGAUAAAAUAUAAAUAAAAUACAUAAAUAUUUUAGCCCAACGCGAUUAAAAGCCAGUACAAAUAUGAGUGCAAAAGUUUUGGAAGACUCUUUAGAACAUGAUUGCACCAAAAUCUGCCGAAAGGCUUGUCAUGGGCAAAAAAUAACAUCGGCAUUAACGAAAAUAUCAAUUGAGGAUCACAUUCUCGCAGUUUAUAUCAGCCUAAUUUGUCAAAACUUUGCUAAUAAUCGUGACUAUUUAGGUAGAACUGGACUUCAUAUCGCUGCUGCAACAGGAAAAUAUAUUUUAUGUAAAUGGUUGUUGGACAACAGAGCAUCAAUUAACUCUCGAGAUUAUGAAUCUGGAAACACUGCUUUACAUAGGGCUAUAUUUUACGGACAUAUUGACUGCGCUGUUUUAUUAAUAAAAUAUGGAGCUAGAAUGGAUAUAUUAGACAAGGAUAUGUAUCAACCAUUUCAAGACAUUUGCAAGAUAGAAAAAGGCUUAGGCUCGGACACAACAAAUAUUAAAGAACUCUUGGUGUGGGGCGACAAAAGUUAUAAUUUUGGGUUUCGUAACAAUUAUUCUCCAAAAACUCCAACAAAUUUAGAUCCAUUUGUAAAAGAUAAUGUAUCAAUUAAUUCUGUAGCGCUUAGCUCUUUUCACAGUAUGUUUCUGGAUCAAAAAGGAGCUUUAUAUGCCGCUGGUUUAGGUGCAUGGGGACGUUUAGGUAAUGGUUCAGAAAAUGAUUUGAUUGUGCCAAGUAAAGUAACAAUAAAAAUGAAAUAUUCUGAAGAAAAAAUUUUAAAAAUUUCAAUUUCAAAAUAUCACUCAAUGGUAUUAUCAAACAAAGGGCUUGUAUAUGUUUGCGGAUCUAAUAAAUAUAAUCAAUUAGGUCUCGAGCGACCAUUAGAUAAAGUAUCGACAUUUCAACAAGUUCCAUUUUUUCAAUUUGGAAUUGAUAAGAUAGUAGGGAUUUUAGCUAAAAAUUAUUUUUCAAUUGCCUAUACUAAAAUUUGCUUCCAUGUCUGGGGAAGGAAUCUGGGGCAAAGCCAGUUUGACAAAAGCAUAGAUUUAUCACCACGAAUGAAUUUUAAACCCCCGGAUGGUGAAGAAAUUGAAUAUGUUGAAGCAUCCAAUUUCGCAAUAGCGGUCGCAACAGCACGAAAAAAUAUAUAUUUAUAUCAUAAUUGUGAAGUACGUACAAUUAUACUCCCAUUAAACCUAAUCCCUAGAUACUGGCAAACCAAAAAUGGUUCGCAAUAUAUAAAACAUGUAUCCAUUAUUCAUUCGGAAUUUGAUGGAAAUUCUUCACCUAGACUUUUGUUGGUCAGCGAGAAAAACACUUUGUAUGUCUGGAACAAAAGUUCUGAAGAUUUUGAAGAAUGUUUUUUCUCGCCAUUUAAACUGUCAAUUAUUGAUAAAAUAAUUUUUAAAUUGAAUGAAGUGUUCAUUAUGUCUCAAGGAAAAGUUUACAUGGGUAAAUGUAAAAAUAUACCAAUAGCUACCGAAAUUUGUGGAGAUUACCCUUUGGUUCUAUUUAAAACCACAUACAAAAUACAAAUUGAGCUGAACUGUAUUAAUUUUAUUGACAAUGCUAUAGAUAUUUAUUGCGACGAAAGGUUUGAAUCAUUUGCUGUUCUACAUGACUUUUACGUUUUUCCAAAAUUAUCUGAAGAAUUUAAUUUUAAAAAAUUAUUUGAUGAAAUAAACCAGUACGAUGCAAUAAACGAUUUAAUUUUUCACGUAGAUAAUGAAAUAUUUUAUGCUCAUAAGUUUAUAGUUUAUUUCCGGUCAAAGGGUUUGAAAGAAAUUAUCGAACAAUUUGAUGAUGAAAAUAUUUAUUUAAACUAUAAGGGUCUCACGGCAAAAAUGUUUCAUACAAUUCUCAAACACAUUUAUUGCCAUUAUUUUCCAACAUUAGACGAAAUUCGUGAUUUUAUUGAUGAACGUUUAGAAUCGAGUUGCAAUCAAAACCAACUUAAACAUUUGGAUAUUCUAUUAGAUGUGGCGGAAAAAUUCACAUUGAUGGAUCUUGUUUCACACAUCAAAAGUCAAAUAAAUUUGAACCCAAAUGGGGAGUUGGUUGACAAUGAUACUAGCCAAUUUGGUCGAAUGAAAAUUUCGAAUUUUCCCGAAUUGUAUGAUGUCAAAAUAAAAUGUGCCGAUAAUGAAGAACUGCAAGCACAUAAGUGUGUACUAGUUGAACGAUUAGAGUAUUUCCAUGCUAGAUUUACACAUGGUUGGGAUGAAAGUGCUGUAGUUGAUUUAACAAAUGUGCCAAUUAAAUACUUUCAACCCAUUUUAGAUUUUGUCUAUGAUAAUGAUAUAGAAAAUUUCAAAAACCAAAAUUAUGAUGAAAUUUUUUUAUACAACAUAAUAGUAAUAUGCGAUAUUUUUCUUAUAGAUAGCUUGAGUAUACUUUGUAUAUCACUACUCUUCCAAAAAAAUGGCAUUGAAAAAUGUGGGGAAAUGUUAGAAUUUGCUGUAAGCUAUAACUGUGGGAUUUUAAAAAAGUAUUGUAUGGAUUUUAUUUGUCUACAUUUAAGUAGUGUUUUGUUUCGAAGAAGUUUGGAAGUAUGUAAACUGGAAACUUUAAAACUUUUAAAUAUUUACUAUAAACAAAUAUUUAAAAAUAUAUUUGCUUCUCGCGUCAUUGCUGUUGAUAGUGAAGCUCCAAGUGAUGAAGAUAUUUCAAAUUCUGCAAAUAAUUCUACAGUUAACAUAGAAGACAAAGAUAAUGAAAAAAUUCUUACUGAGAAGCAAUUUAAAGAAAAGGAUAAGAGGGUAGAGAGAUUGAAAGACAACCGAAGAAAAUACGAACAAACUGCAAUUUUAGCUAAAAUAGAAGAACUAAGAAUGGAAAAUAAAAAAAACUUGCAACAUCAAUUUAAGCAAUCAGAAAAUGAAGAAAUUAAUAGUUCACUAGAAAUUAAUAAUUCCAAAAUAUGGACCAAAAUUAAUAGAAAGGAAAAGAAAACAAAAUGUGUUAUGGAAAGCAUAGCCACAAGUAAGGAAAAAACAGAAAAAGAACAAAAUCUUGUUCGCUUGAAUAAAGUCGUAAAUUUAUCAACUAAAUCGACAAAUAAAAAAAAUUCAAAUAUUCUUAAUGUUGAAAAGAUGGAUUCAACAGAGACUUCAAUCCCACGCAAUUCACAAUUCGGAGAUUUUAUACCAAAAACAUUUUUUAGAAUGUCUCAGAAACAAAGAAAAGUUUUCGAAGAAUCAAAUAAAGGAAAAUUGAAGGAGAAAAUUGAUAAACCAUUUGAAAAACAAAACGCAUGGAAAGUCAUAACACCUCCUAAAAAUGAUUGCUUCGACUUGUUCUUAAAGACUGAAGAAAGAAAGCAUAAGAAAUCGUUAAAAAAAUAAGGAAAAAAAAACUUACCACAAAUUUUUUUUGAAUUAAAUUUUGUUGUUAUUUCCUUUAAAAUAUGCUUUUAAUUUUGAUCAUAUUUUAUUUAAUGAGAAGUUUUUUUCAAUUUGUUUUAUAACGUAAGCGCUAUUUUUUAUGAU
Molecule: messenger RNA, 3533 nt
Organism: Condylostylus longicornis
Lineage: Eukaryota; Metazoa; Arthropoda; Insecta; Diptera; Dolichopodidae
Product: inhibitor of Bruton tyrosine kinase-like
Exons: 8
Coding region: 102-3389 (1095 amino acids)
Molecular function (GO): protein binding
Source: RefSeq, a predicted model, not a curated record